AAAUUUGCACAUACUAACACUCCUCUUCCUCAACCUCAAACAGCCGACAGCAUGAACAACAUAUAUUUUUUCCUCGUUUUGUUAAUCGCAUCUACUUUUCUGAUGACUACAACGGUCACAGCUGUUCCUGCCCUAGUAAAGCGAGAUUGCUCAAGCUUCACCAUUAGUUAUCCAGCUGGCGGUGAAACAUUAAAGUAUGGUAGUAAUCAAAACGUCACCGUCCAAAUCGGCUCAUCUGGAGUUUAUGUGAUCACAACCGUCUCCAUAUACGAUAGUGAUUAUAAUUUUGCUAGUUCAUUAUUUGGAGACGAAGCACCAGUGGGUGGCAAAAGCGAGGUUACCGUAUCGUUUGAUUUAAACGGCAACUUUUCGCCUGGAGAAUAUCAUUACAAAGUAGAGGGAUACUAUACUCCUACAUCAGCUUGCUAUACGUUCACAAUUGGCACAAUUGCUAGUAAACCGAACAUUACAGAAACGACUGUUUCGUUCGACGUAAGUCUUUCACAGUAUGUAAAGACUAAUACAGAAAGUCCAUGCCAACCUUUUACGGUAACAGCCUUUCAUUCAACAAAAAUCAAACAUCUAUUAAAUCGCACAAAAGUUCAUAAUGUCGGCUCUCGAGUAAAAAUCGAAGACGCUGUGGAACUGCAUAACAAUAUUAUAUGUGAAUUGCAACAUGCGACGUUUGUUAUUCCGAAAAAUACCACCUCCAACGACACCAACACUGCAGUCUCUCCUCCGUCGUCUCGCCGGGCCACUAUUGUCCGAAGCAUCGCAGAACAGUCACCCCCACCAAAAAAACAAAACUCGUCAAUUCUUCCACCACCCUCUCAAGUAGCACCGCGUCGGAAACUGAGUCAAGCGGCUCCAUGCAAAUUGAGGACAUCAAUCCAAAUGAAGACG
This is a messenger RNA of Paraglomus brasilianum, 903 nucleotides long. NCBI's taxonomy places the organism in Eukaryota, Fungi, Glomeromycota, Glomeromycetes, Paraglomerales, Paraglomeraceae. The record is from the annotation of a GenBank genome assembly.